AUGUUCAACAUUUCUUGCGCAGGCCGAGCUCUCGCACCGAAGAAGAGAGCGGAAGAGGAUGCAAGCUGCCUCCACUCGCGGAGUUUGGAUUGGGCAGAGCGUUCUCCACGGUUGACCGGCCGACGGGCGGAGGAUGAAAGCACGAUAAAGUACGGAAGCCAACAUGCCUGGCAAUCUCUUCGUUUGAGUCCAAUGGGCUUGAACUUCUUCGUUUUGUGGGUUGCCUUACGGGCUUUAGCCUCAUCGUUUCCCAGCGGCUUCAUUGCAUCCCAGUGUUUGCUUCUCAAAACCGUGCCAACGCUUGAACCUCUUUGUUGCUUGGAAGGCCUCACGGUUGCCUAUUUGCCUUAG
This is a messenger RNA of Durusdinium trenchii, 351 nucleotides long. NCBI's taxonomy places the organism in Eukaryota, Dinophyceae, Suessiales, Symbiodiniaceae. The record is from the annotation of a GenBank genome assembly.